UCCAGAGAGGGGGGUGAGUGAGAUGUUCUGUGCGUAUGGCUUGACGGAGUUGUGCUUCCAUUAAAGAGCACGUCCCCAGACCAUCUGCUGCUCGCUGUCCUCUGCACUCUGCUCACCCUGCCAAAUUACCAUCCCUCAUUGUCAGCUGCUCACCUCCAAAAGGAUGUGAUUACUUGGCCAAAAAAGAGAAAAGGCAUGGAUGUGACAAUGGCAUGUGCUGCAGGUCUCAAAGGACCGGGUCGUGUGAGGUCAGAUCUCCUGGCCUAAUCCCAAAACCUAUUUAGGACCUGCCUGCAGAGGCUGAGCUACAGAGAGAUCCUGAAGUUCCACUCUACAAGAGGAUGAACCAGGAAGACUUCCAGUCUCGUCCCGUCCUGGAGCUACGAGAGAAAAUCCAGCCUGAGAUAGUGGAGCUGAUCAAACAGCAGAGGCUGAACCGCCUGUGUGAAGGGACCUGCUUCCGCAAGAUCAGCACCAGAAGGAGGCAAGAUAAGUUCUGGUACUGUCGUCUGUCACCCAAUCACAAGGUCCUGCAUUACGGGGACUUGGAAGAGAACCCCCAGGCUGAAGUACCCCAUGACUCCCUGCAGGAAAAGCUACCAGUGGCUGAUAUCAAAGCGGUUGUGACUGGAAAGGACUGCCCUCACAUGAAGGAGAAGGGGGCCCUCAAGCAGAAUAAGGAGUUGCUGGAGCUGGCCUUCUCUCUGCUUUAUGAGUCAGACGAGUAUUUGAACUUCAUCGCUCCUGACAAGCAUGAGUACUCUGUGUGGAUGGAUGGGCUCAAUGCCCUUCUUGGGAAGGAGAUGACCAGUGACCUCACCAAGUCUGACCUGGACACACUGCUCAGUAUGGAAAUGAAGCUCCGCCUCCUGGACCUCGAGAACAUUCAGAUCCCAGAGGCCCCGCCCCCAAUUCCAAAGGAGCCGAGCAGCUAUGACUUUGUUUAUGACUGUAACUGACCAACCAGUGAACAGCAACAAAUCAACAACAACUGGAUCAAUGACACUUUGUUUAUGACUGUAACUGAUCUCCAACCAGAGAACACCAACAAAUCAACAAAAACUGGAUCAAUGAUAUUUCUCUUUAUUAUACUUUGUAAAAAUGACAUUUUUUAAAGGUGUGAUUUGAUGUGUCAGCACUUAAACAUUUGGCCUGUGAGGCCUGGAUCACAUUGUGUCAUAUUGUAAUGUUGUGUCAUUUGUCUCUAACUGAGGUUUAGCAAGGUCUGCUCCGAUGAAGUGAGGCAAAUGUUUCUACUCUAAGUAAAGUGUGUAUUUGUAUUCAUGUGUUUCUAAGUCUGUGUGGCCUGUGUGUGAGUGUGUGUGUGUGUGUGUGUGUGUGUCUGUGUGUCUGUGGGUCUGUGUCUGUGUGUGCUUCACAACUGCAUAUUGUGAGUGAAUGGAAUAAUAAAUGUGGU
This is a messenger RNA of Conger conger (European conger), 1417 nucleotides long. Its product is annotated as engulfment and cell motility protein 1-like. NCBI's taxonomy places the organism in Eukaryota, Metazoa, Chordata, Actinopteri, Anguilliformes, Congridae. The transcript has 7 exons. The record is from RefSeq and is a predicted model, not a curated record. Bases 342 to 959 code for a protein of 205 amino acids.